AUGACGGGAAUUCAUUGGCUGCUUUGUUGUCUCACUAUAUGCAAUGUUGUCGGCUUGGGGAUAUCAACGUUUAAGUUUGCUUCCUACUACACCGACCACAUGGUGCUGCAGCAUGGCGCUGGUGGAGCGAUCGUGUGGGGAACAUCCUCACACAUAGGGGACACGGUUCAACUGUUUCUGAACGGUCAUAAGGUCUUUGAUGAUGUUGUCACAUUCAAUGAAUCGGGAGUUAUGACGUGGAUUGCGAAGGUGGCCGUCACUAAUGACAAUUAUGGUCCUUACACCCUGUCGGCAAAAUCAAGUGAAGGGACGAUAACUUUACAUGACGUGAUGUUCGGUGAUGUAUGGGUAUGCUCCGAUCAGAGCAACAUGGAAUUUACCAUGUAUGGCCUUACAAACGCGUCCGCCGAGCUCGCAGAGGCUUCGAACUACAGUGAUAUCCGCUUAUUUCAAGCUAAGCAUUCGCUGGCCAGCGUUGCACUACAUGACUUCAAUCUGACAGCAACUUCACAGUGGUCAGUUCCGAAUCAAGGAAAUUUGGUAGGCUUUUCUGCCGUAUGCUGGCUAUUUGGCAAGCAAUUGUCUUCACAAUUCAAAUAUCCAAUCGGGCUUAUCGAGUCAAAUUGGGGUGGAACAAAAAUUGAAUGGUGGUCUUCGACCUCUGCCUUAAGCAAAUGUUCUCACCAGGUAAAAAGAGUUAUCCAUAACUCGGAUCUAUGGAACGCUAUGAUGAAUCCUCUUACGAGAAACACUAUUUACGGAGUUAUUUGGUAUCAAGGAGAGGCGAACCUAGCAACAUCUGAUUUGUAUAGUUGUCAGUUCCCGGCUAUGAUAAACGACUGGAGACAAAGAUUCAGCUCGGCAUCCCUUCACACAACGUCAGCAGAAUUUCCGUUUGGUUUUGUACAGCUAGCACCCAAUGCGCCUGAGACGAUAGCCAAAGGAUUCCCAGCGCUGAGAUGGGCUCAAACGGCCGGAUACGGAAAAGUACCAAACCCAAAAAUGCCGAAUACAUUCAUGUCUGUGGCCUUGGACCUACCCGACUUUAAAUCACCGUACGGCAGCAUACAUCCUCGGUAUAAACAUGACGUAGCCUCCCGUCUAGUUCUCUCAGCUCUCGGGGUAGCGUACCAUCAAUCGGGACUGGACUAUGAAGGUCCUUAUCCAUCGGAUUACCAUUUGUCUAGCCACACCCUAAAUAUAGAGUAUGACCAGGGACGAACUCCAAUAAGGGUGGACGCCCUCAGCAGUAACUUUGAGGUAUGCUGUGCAGCUAGGAUAUGUGAUAAAAAUUUUGAUAACUGGAAAGCAGCUACAAUAGAAGCAUAUGACAUAUCGUCUGUUACACUGAACACCACGCAAUGUGACCAGAUGACCGUGUCUGCAGUCCGAUAUGCUUGGCAAGAAAGUCCAUGUGCGUUUAAACAAUGCGCAGUGUAUGGGCGGGAAACUGACCUCCCGGGACCACCUUUUUUCCACAGUUUUCUUUGA
Messenger RNA from Ylistrum balloti, 1491 nucleotides. Its product is annotated as sialate O-acetylesterase-like. Lineage: Eukaryota; Metazoa; Mollusca; Bivalvia; Pectinida; Pectinidae. Gene Ontology annotation, molecular function: sialate O-acetylesterase activity. The transcript is spliced from 9 exons. The coding region runs from base 1 to 1491 and encodes 496 amino acids. The record is from RefSeq and is a predicted model, not a curated record. Gene Ontology annotation, biological process: carbohydrate metabolic process.